AUGAGCCUUGGCGGUGGCGAUUUACAAGUCAUAUUAAGACGCAUACGUCAUGGUUUCAUUGUCUGUGAUGAUUCAGAAUUAUGCGACAAAAUUAUAAGUCAAGAAGUUGACAAUGAGCAAAGACGAAGAAAUUUAGCAAAAUCGAAAGGAAUUAGUCUCGAAAAAACUGAUUUAUUAAAUACACUUCGAACAGAACAAGAUUUUAUUCUUGAUGAAUUAUCACAUUCACCUGAAUGGACAACAGCUAAUGUUCAAGUUCGACGAGUUCGUUGUGAAACAUUGGGUCGACUUAGUGAAAUCAAAACUGAAAAUGAAGCUAAACGGACAGUAAAAAUUAUUUCAUGGCAAGAUCCAUCUACAGCUCAAACGAAUAAUAAACAUUCAAAUGAAUUAUUUGAUUUCGAAAAUGAUAUUGAUGAUUCUACAUCUUUAUUUCAACGUCGUACAGAACCAAUUUUACCUCUAAAACAACCAUCACCUCUUACAGCUCUUAUUCAAUCAACAACAUGUAAACAAAAUCCAUUUGCAAAUUAUGCAAAAUUUGAUGGAACACCAAAUAUAAGUUCAAAUCAAGCAAAAACAUUUACUGUUCAUUUUAAAUUUCAAAAACAAAAACUUCCUGUUAUUGUUUCUUCAAAUGCUACAGUUACAGAAACAAUUGGAUUUGCUUGUUAUAAAUAUACAAUGGAGAAUCUUGAACCAAUUCUAACUCAAAAAGAUCCGUCCAAAUAUUCUCUUUAUAUUGGUGAUGAUGAUGGUGAAGCUGAAGAAGAAUUUCCUCCAUUAACAAAUGAACGAGCAAUUGGUCAAUAUGAUUUUCCUCAUUUAGUAUUAAUUGAACAAGUAACACAAGGAAAAGUAUCAACAUCUUCUAUACCAUCAACUAGUGAUGGAACUUAUACUGAUGAUGAUGAAAAUUAUAAUGACAGUAAUGAGGUUGAUGAUGAUGAUGAUGAUGGUUCAUUUCAUGAUUCAUCACGUUCAAUAACACCACCAUCAAGUGAACAUCGAAAAUCUUCUAGUUCACUUGGAAAAUCUUCAACGAAUGUUAUUGUUCAAGAUAUUUCAAAUGAAAAUGAUCCAAUCAAUGAUUUAAAUCGUUUAUAUGAAAGCCUUAAUCAAAAAUCAUAUAUUUUUGAUUAUUAUCUUAAAUUAAGCAGUAGUAAAAAUGUUAAACUUCGUAUUGAUGUGUCUGGUGAACAAGUACGUUUGGAUUUAUUAGAAAAAACAAGUAAAUUACCAUGGCAAAGUAUGUCAUUAACAACACAACGUUUAGUUGAUUGUAAUAUAUUGAAUAAAGAUCGAAGUAGAAAACGAGAUCGUACACGCGUUUAUCUUGUAUUUGAAAGUCAACAGGAAUCGAGCGGUGCACAAUCAUACGAAACAUAUGAAUUAGAAUCAACAAUAGAAAUAGCUGAACAAUUCCGUGAUCAAAUUCUUAAUAUAAUUAAAUUAAAAAAUCCACAAGGUCAUGAUACAUAUGAACAACAUCAACAACAACGUGAAAAUACAAAAAAACGACGUUCCUUUUUCAAUAUAUUAGGAGUCGGCAAUCCUAAUACUGGCUAA
Molecule: messenger RNA, 1569 nt
Organism: Rotaria sordida
Lineage: Eukaryota; Metazoa; Rotifera; Eurotatoria; Philodinida; Philodinidae
Source: the annotation of a GenBank genome assembly